GAACCGUCCUGCAAGACCAAGAAGAGAGCGCGAAGAAUUCGAUUGGUUUACACUAGCUCGUUAAAGGAUAUUGGAUAAGAAGGCGGUAAUUAACAACGUAGGCGUCACAUUGCAUUUUCUGGCAUUCAGUUACCCCAAUGGCCAAGUACUUGGUCCAACUAAUUGUGUCUGGAGCUAGAGUCUUAGGCCGUGCAUUCGCUCAAGCAGUUAAAGAAGAGUAUGUGACAAGCCAAACAGCAGCCAAUGCUCGUCGAUCCAAUUCAUCCAGUGACACUAGUCAAAACACCUACGUACAAAAUGCUGGAAUAUCGUUAGACGAGGCAAAACAAAUAUUGAAUGUUAAAGAUAUACAUGAUAUGAAUGCUCUGAAUAAGAAUUACGAACACCUUUUUUCUUCAAAUGCUAAAGAGAAAGGUGGAUCGCUGUACUUACAGUCAAAGCCAUGUUUCUCAGAUUGUUUGCAAAAAAUCUAAGGUGACGGUUUUCAACAAAUGAGCGGGUUUCAAAGUUUUCUGUCUCAGUGUGCUUUCAGAUAGAGGUAGAAACACUACUGAAAUCCAGCAACAAAGUCUGCUACACGUCCAUGCUGCUUUAACACUUCAUAACACAAGCUGUUUGCACAUAACAGAAGGGUUUGAAUGAAAGUCCACCAAUCUAUCAGGAACAGUACGUGUUCUUGAGAUGGUUUUUUAUUUCCAUCUCUAGUUUUUUUUUCUUUUCAUCAGAUGUUACUUAGCUCAUUGCAGUUACGGAAAUCAUUUCUUGCUCUUCUUCAUAAAGCACCAGUUUUUUCAAUUUAUCAUAUUCGUUAGAUAUUCUUUUAGAAUUUAUUUACCUCAUUAAAAGAGAGUGAAUUUAAAUGUGUGGUCAGUAAAGUCAUUAAUUAACAGAACGAUGAAAUUGAAGCAAUAGGAAAGGACUAAUUGUGCUGCAAGCAAUGCUGGUGUUUAUAACGGCUUUCAGUCGUUCUGUCUAUUUUCAUCGAUAUAGAGAUGUAAUUCUGAUCAAAAAGAAGUGUGUAUAGGACGAUUGGGUUUCCAUUUCAUAACUCAACUUACAGCAGUCUGACUCUAGUUGUCGUUACGGUUUUUGUGUUGAGUAACUUCAUUUAUAGUUUUACUGGGUACGUUUUACAGAGAUGAGGAUUUUUUCUACUAAUGAAACAACCACUUCAAAAACUAUUGAAUCAAAUCAAAUCUUAUGGUCUUGUUAUUUGUUUCCUCAGAAUUAUGUGGCUCUAAUAUAUCUCUAGAGAUAAAUUAGAAUUGUGAUGCUUCACACUAAGCAUCUUAUCCAUGAACUAACUAACAGGUUGUACUAAUUUUAGCAGUCGGAAUUCCUAACCUUAGUAGACUGGUGCCUAAUGUUCUUAUCGAGCACAUGGUUUACUCUGAAAGUUUCAAUCCACAUUUUUGACCUCAGGAGUUAAUGUUGAAUUCAGUGCCAGAGAGAAGUGUAGGACUCCUGGAUACGAUCCAAUAGACAACUUAAACUAGUUGCUAUGUUGAUCGUUUCUUUCUGUCAGUCUAGCAUUCCAUUUUCUUCGAUGACCGAUCAAGUGGUAUCGUUUUUUCUCUCGUCAGCAACAAGUUUGACGCAUUUAUGAGGUCGUUAGUGAGUUAUUUACCAAUUCAUAAUGCUUUUCAUUUCCUAUGUAGUACAAUCUGCAGGUUUGUGGAGAUGUAGUAAUUAAUUUCAGGUUGGAAUUCAUGGACUGACAUCAGUUGGAAGAACACUGGAAACCUGAAAGCACUGGACAACUGUUUCGUCCUAGUAUGGGACUCCUCAGCAAGACGCUCCAUGACUCCGCCAGGGAUCAAACCCUGGACCUCCAGGUUACGCGGUCAGCACCUUACCAUUAAACCAUAAGUGUUCUAUAGAUGUCUUUUUUUGCAUAGAAAACAACUGUACGUUAUCAUUGUUAGUACCGGAAAAUUGGCUAGUGUUAAUUUUUUUUUUCUGGUUAAUUUUCUCUUGCAUGUAGGUGUUUCGAGCAAAAGAACGUAUUGAUGAAGAGUUACAGAUUGAACAAUAUGAACGGCGGCGAAAAUCAGACAAUAAAGAUAAUCAAGCUGGGACUUGACUUCAUGUAGAGGAUAAAGAUUUCUUUUUGUUAGAAAUCUUUUCUUUUAGUAUAAAUUUACAGACCAGUCAGUAUGACAUCUGUUUUCCGAGUAAUUCACUUAAAUAAGAUCGUUGUACAGUAUUAACUAUAGAGGAAUAAAUAAGUUAUUUGACUCA
This is a messenger RNA of Heterobilharzia americana, 2241 nucleotides long. The record is from the annotation of a GenBank genome assembly. Lineage: Eukaryota; Metazoa; Platyhelminthes; Trematoda; Strigeidida; Schistosomatidae.